This is a messenger RNA of Synchiropus splendidus (mandarinfish), 1895 nucleotides long. It is a transcript of the gene fbxo25, whose product is annotated as F-box protein 25. Gene Ontology annotation, cellular component: SCF ubiquitin ligase complex; cytoplasm; nucleus. The transcript has 11 exons. The coding region runs from base 128 to 1219 and encodes 363 amino acids. Gene Ontology annotation, molecular function: protein binding. The record is from RefSeq and is a predicted model, not a curated record. Gene Ontology annotation, biological process: protein ubiquitination. NCBI's taxonomy places the organism in Eukaryota, Metazoa, Chordata, Actinopteri, Syngnathiformes, Callionymidae.
GGCGGGGAUUAGUGCACAGACUACGCUGUGUUUACUUCCGUCAAUAUUUACUGCACAACGGGUGAGUGAGCUGCAAAUGCUGACGGACUGCACGCAAAAACGAGGCGAAACAGCUGAUUAAGGUGACAUGCCUUUUCUAGGCAAAGACUGGCGGUCGACCGGGUGGGUCUGGACAAGAACAGAACACGGCUGGAGAAGGGUCAUCUGCUAUGGACACGAGUUAGACGACAACAAAGAUUUGGACAUCAAACAGUUCUGCUGUGCCAACAAAGAAAAUGUGUUUGUCGACAGCCUGUGUCAGCUCACAACCACAAAGAGAAAGAAGGACUUCAACAACCAUAAAACCAGAUCUCAGUUUGUUUUCACAGACAAGUGGGUUUGCGUGCAGAAAGGCAGCACCAAGGAACGACAUGGAUACUGCACGCUUGGUGAGGCGCUCAACCGUCUUGACUUCUCCUGUGCAAUUGAGGACUUGAGUAGGUUCAACUACGUUGCCAAAAUUCUGAUGCUAAUAGCGAGGUGUGAGCUGACGUCCCUGAGCGGCGCUGCCCAGAAAAACUAUUUUAAUAUACUGGAGAAGAUUGUACACAAAGUCUUUGAAGACCACUACAAUCCUCGGAGCGUCAGGGAAAUACUCCAGGAGCUGGUCACGGCGAUGCAGAAUCUGACCGUUCAAGUCGGCCGCUGCGCGCUGGUGGGAAACACAACCACCUGGAUGUGUCGGCAGCAGACGGUUCUGAAAUGGCUUCAACAACUCAGCAACCUGCAGAUUCCUAAAGAAGUGCAUGCUGGAAUGCCGCUGAGCCAAUUACCGCUACACACACAAGCGAAAAUCCUCAGUAAGUUAUCUGAUGUCCGGGACGUGGUCAACCUGGGAAGAGUCUCGCCCAGUCUGCACAUGCUCAGCGAGAGCCCCGGCGUGUGGAAGAGGCUCUGUCACUUUCACUUCUCUGGCAGAGAGGUCUGUGGGAAUCUGGUGCUGACGCAGAGCGAUAAGGUGGACUGGAAACGGAUGUAUUUGACCCUGCGCAGACAUUAUCCCAUCAGGGAACAGUACAGUGACACGCUGUACUUCUGCAAUCACUGCAGAGUCGUCUUCUGGCAGGAUCACGACUUGGCUGUUUUAUUCAAGGACAGUGGACACCCUUGUACUAUCACCUCGGGCGACCGCAUGGUCCCCAUUUCACCUCAGAGUUUCAUCGACCUCUUCAAGUUCUAGGUUUAACUCAGCUUUAGCUAUUUGUGUUCGGGUGUGCAUGAUGAUGUUUACAUCCCAAAACAAAAGGGCUUUUACCGACCUCUAGUAUAUUUUUUCCGAACACAAAACUACUUACAGCCCAAAAGCCUGUGUUUAUUGUUUCAACUGGUGGAUUAGAGAAAAUAACCCUCAAGUUUUUCUGAGCCAGUGUGACUCUUAAAAACAAGUGAGCUGCUUUAGCGUUCAGCUUGAAAAGCAGCUCACAACACACCUCCACCACAGCUCCUCCUGAACAACAGUGAUUCACGCAACAUUAGAAACCAAGAAACGCCGAGAGUUCUGCCAUUUUUGCACAAGUAUUUAGGUGAAAAGUACUGUACCUCUCCUCAUGUAUUGAGUCUUCGGUAUUACUACAGGUUAAUAUUUAGUGUUGGGGGGUGGGAGAGGGUGAUGUUUUCUGCAAUAACUGGUCGCAUGUGAACUAUAGUAUUGUUGUGCUCCGCUCUUCUUCUCCAUCGUCAUGACGUUUUUGGGGGACAGACAGAUGCACAGUGACCCUCAACAUGUGAAGACCGUCUCAUGGUGUUAACAUUGUAUACCUCAGUGUUUACGUGUCAUAUGAAUGGGAUUUUUAUAGUCGACUUUUCUAAUGUCUAACAUUUUAAAGGAUAAAGUGUCAUUAAAUUAUGGAAUUGCA